Messenger RNA from Ornithorhynchus anatinus (platypus), 1644 nucleotides. Its product is annotated as olfactory receptor 14A16-like. The transcript has a single exon. Gene Ontology annotation, biological process: G protein-coupled receptor signaling pathway. Gene Ontology annotation, molecular function: G protein-coupled receptor activity; odorant binding; olfactory receptor activity. The record is from RefSeq and is a predicted model, not a curated record. The coding region runs from base 1 to 963 and encodes 320 amino acids. Gene Ontology annotation, cellular component: membrane. Lineage: Eukaryota; Metazoa; Chordata; Mammalia; Monotremata; Ornithorhynchidae.
AUGAAAGCGGGAAACGCCACCAAGGUGACGGGAUUCCUGCUGCUGGGAUUCUCGGAGGUCCGGGAGCUGCAGCUGGUCCACGCCGCGCUGUUCCUCCUGGUCUACCUGGCGGCCCUGACGGGGAACCUCCUCAUCGUCGCCGUCACCGCCCUCGACCGGCACCUCCACACGCCCAUGUACUUCUUCCUCGGGAACCUGUCCGUCCUCGACCUCUGCCUCGUCUCCAUCACCGUCCCCAACUCCGUCCACAACUCCCUGAUCAACGGCAGAGCCAUCUCUCUAUGGGGCUGUGUGGCUCAGGUCGUUUUGGUGAUUUCGUUUGCUUUCUCGGAGCUGACCGUCCUCACGGCCAUGUCCUACGACCGCUACGCCGCCAUCUGCCUCCCCCUGCGCUACGAGGUCAUCGUGGACCGAGGGGCCUGCGGGAAGCUGGCGGCCGCCUCCUGGCUCGGCGGGGGCCUGUUCGGGGCGAUGUACACAGCCGGGACGGUGAGGCUGAGCUUCUGUGGCUCUAACCUCAUCCAGCAGUUCUUCUGCGACAUCCCUUCCUUACUGAAGAUCUCCUGUUCCGAAACGCACGUCGUCAUCGACGUCAGCGUGGCCACCGCCUUUACCCUGGCUUUCGUCUCCUUCGUCUUCAUCGUCGUCUCCUACGUGCGCAUCUUCGGGGCCGUGCUGAGGAUGCCGGCCUCCGAGGGCCGGGCCAGGGCCUUCUCCACCUGCCUGCCCCACCUCGUCGUCGUCACCGUCUUCCUCUCCACCGGGGCCGUCGCCUACCUCAAGCCCGUGUCGGACUCCCCGUCGUCCCUGGACCUGCUGGUGUCCGUGUUCUACACCACGGUGCCCCCGGCCCUCAACCCCCUCAUCUACAGCCUGAGGAACCGGGACGUGAAGGCCGCCCUGGGGAGGGUCCUGAGGGGGCAUCGGUUCCUCCGGAAUAAAGCCUCCCUCUUUUUGACCUGACAUUUGCCCCCAGAAUCUUUCCAACCCCCCUGGUUGUGAACUGUGCUGUACAAAGUGAUCUCCUUCCCUGGAGAUCAAUCUGCGGUCAGGCCGUGAACCCUGCUCACGCAUCUGGGUGCUUAGCAAAUAGCAUCGUGAUCCUUAGUGUCAUUAUUAGGAGUAACAUUACUGUCCCUGGGAAUGUACACUGAUAGUUGUAUCGAGUUCCGCCCAGGAGAACGACAACUAGCCAGGCCGGGGCCCACCUUAUCGACGCCCUUAGCGACAACCGAUCACGGAGGGACCAGUGGACGGACGGCCGCCCGUAGUCCCGAGACCCCCAGAUUAUCAGCAGCCCCGGCGGGGGUGAAUUGCCGGCCGCCGGCCGCGGCCUCGAAACCCAACACCCACCCUCGCCGAAGACCUCUUCGGCCACGGAGUGUCCGCCGGAUGACCCAAAGCCGAUGGUGAAGGAGCUCGGCCUGUGCCGAGAGGCCGGUGAAGAAAACGACAGACGGGGACGGAGCGGCAGGCCGUACGCCGAUCCGGCCCGCGAACCGAUAGGACUUGAUGGGAGGGGUCGGACGAGAGGGAGGGACGGGGCUCUGCGUCUCCCGGGGAAGCGGGACCGGCGGGAAACGUAAGGACGGGCUCAUCCUCACUUCUUCGUCUUUGGCUACCAAACAGCCACCGACCUUUCGU